GGAAGUGCAUGAGUGUCCGGCGGAAGUGAUCUGCCCGAGCCGGCCCACGUGGUGAACAUGGCUGCCGAGGGCGAAAAACAACAAGGCCACAGAGCUGGCGUCUACAAGCAGAAAAACAAAGGCCACAAACAUGGCAGGCAUCGCACGAAAGGUGAAAUUGAGAGGGAACAUAAAGGCAGGGUAUCUGUGAUUGCCCUCACUAAAAAACAAAGAAAAGAGCAAAGGAAGAUGGACAGAAGGAACAAAGCCAAUCAACUCCGCAGGAACAAGAGAGACAUGGUUCUAACAGAGAAACGGCGUUUAGGCAGCAGGGACGGUCCUCCUCACCUGGUUGCUGUGCUGUCGCUUCAUGCCGGAGUCGACCCCAGCGUUGUCACCAAACUGCUCCGCCGUGAAGAGGCGGGGGGAGUCGUGCAUCAGGAGAAGUGCAUCAGUGGCGUCGCUGACAGUUUUGGGCUGGCCGUGCCUCGUUUUAAACAAAGGUUCACCUUUCUAAAAGCCAACACAGGUGACAUCCAUUCUCUGCUGGAUGUAGCUAAGAUGGCAGACAGCCUUGUGUUUGUGCUCAACUCCGCUGAUGGGUGGGACACCUACGGCGAGUACUGUCUCUCCUGUCUUUUUGCUCAGGGCCUCCCGAGCCAUGCGCUUGUUUGUCAGGGUGUGUCUGACCUCACCAUGAAGAAGAAAGUGGAGUCCCGGAGGGUGCUGUCCAAGAUCACCGAGCUGCGUUUUCCGGAGGCACGUCUAUUCCCUCUGGACACGGAUCAGGAUGCCACGCUGCUGCUCAGACAUUUGGGCACUCAGAGGCAAAGGAAGUUAGGCUUCCGCUCCAGACGUUCCCAUCUGGUGGCUCAGUCUGUCACUUUUACCCCCAACCACACCAACGUGGCCACGCCGAGUGGACCCGCUGGUCUCGGCACCCUAUGUGUCUCCGGAUAUGUCCGCGGGCGGCCUCUUCGGGCGGACAGACUGGUGCACAUCAGUGGACACGGAGACUUUCAGCUGAGUCAGAUCGAUGCUCUCAAAGACCCUCUGCCCAUGAACACAGCUGCACCCAGACCAGCCAAGUCCAGCAAAGGAGACGCUGACAUGCAGGACGGGGGUGACACGGAGGCGCCUGUGCGGGUUCUAAUGAAAGCAGACCCGACUUGCAGGGAGAGCCUGCAGACGGAGGCCGAGGUGGACCCCAUGGACGGAGAGCAGACGUGGCCCACAGAGUCAGAGCUGCUGGAGGCCGAAGAAGGGAGAAAGACCAAACGUGUGAUGAAAGUCCCGAAAGGAACGUCUGACUACCAGGCGGCAUGGAUUGUUAAUGAAGACGACACAAAUGGUUCACUGGAUGAAGAAAGCAGUGAAGAAGAUGACGACGACGAUGAUAUGAUGGAUGACGCCUCUGAGGGAAGAGACCAUGACCUCCAGGAUGCCGGUUCAGACAUUGCCUCAGAAGAGGAGGAAGAGGAGGAGGAGGAGGAGGAGGAGGAGGAAGAAGUAGUAAUGUCCUCAACGGAGCACCCCGGAGCUGAUCAGCGUUAUGAUGAGCACAUGGAUGAGGCAGCGGAAGUCGAAGGUCUCCAGCACUACCGCGAUGCUCGGGCCAAUGAGCUGUUCCCGGACGAGGUGGACACGCCCAUCGACACAGCUGCGAGAAACAGAUUCCAGCGCUACAGGGGCCUCAAAAGCUUCCGAUCCUCCCCCUGGGACCCGCUGGAGAACCUACCUUACAACUAUUCGCGCAUCUUCCAGUUCCAGAACUUUGAACGCACCCGGCGCCGCGUACUGGCUGAAGCUGCUGAAGAGGAGGAGGGCGCCAUGGUGGGCUGGUACGUCACGCUGCAUGUGGUGGACGUGCCGCACUCCGUCAUGGAGAGCGUGCAGGCAGGAAAGCCGCUAGUUUUGGUCUCUCUUCUCCCCCAUGAGCAGAAGAUGUCCGUAAUGCACCUUUUGGUGAGGAGACAUCCCAGCAACACGGAGCCCAUUAAAUCAAAAGAAGAGCUGGUGUUCCACUGUGGCUUUCGGAGGUUUCGGGCCUCUCCCAUCUUCUCUCAGCACACCUCAGCCGACAAGCACAAGAUGGAGCGCUUCCUGCGGCCAGAUGCCCCCACGGUGGUGUCCGUGUACGCGCCCAUCACCUUCCCCCCCACGGGGGUCCUGCUCUUUAAGCAGAGGAACGAUGGCGUCCAGGACCUGGUGGCGACAGGCAGUCUUCUCAGUUGUGACCCUCGCCGUAUUACCCUUAAAAGGAUCGUGCUGAGCGGACACCCGUUCAAAAUUAACCGGCGCUCCGCUGUCGUCCGUUACAUGUUUUUUAACAGGGAUGACAUCAUGUGGUUCAAGCCUGUCGAGCUGCGGACUAAGUGGGGUCGGAGAGGUCACAUCAAGGAAGCUCUAGGAACUCACGGCCACAUGAAGUGUGUCUUUGACAGCCAGCUGCGCUCCCAAGACACCGUUCUGAUGAACUUGUACAAGAGAGUGUAUCCUCGCUGGUCUUAUGACCCCUACGUGCCCUUGUCUCUGCCCUGGUUUAAAAGAGAGACUGUGAUAGAUGAGCAGGACUUGGACAUGGAGUAAUAGUGCAGGUAAAACAUCGAUGGACAACAUCAUUUUGUAUUGACGACUAAACAUUGUUGCAGAGGUUAGAAAUGACACGUCUUGCCUGCAAUUGCAGUGUUGGCCACUAAAUGGCAGCAUUGUGUAGACGUCACAUGUGGAGUCCUCCGUUAUAUUGUUCAAGCCAGGGGUCACCAACCUUUUUUGAAAGCAAGAGCUACUUCUUGGGUACUGAUUAAUGCGAAGGGCUACCAGUUUGAUACACACUUAAAUAAAUUGCCAGAAAUAGCCAAUUUGCUCAAUUUACCUUUAGUAAAUAAAUCUAUAUAUAUAAAAAAUGGGUAUUUCUGUCUGUCAUUCCGUCGUACAUUUUUUUUUCCUUUCACGGAAGGUUUUAUGUAGGGAAUAAAUUAUGAAAAAAACACUUAACCUUCCUCUUGUGUUAGCUUUCUGCUACAAUCUCUUAUGUUAACGGGUUGGUUUUGACCCAUGUCUUAAAUCAGCUGUAAAAUACACUAAAAACAAUUAUCUAUCAUCCAAUUUGUUUCUCGUCCCUUGGUUACCUUGUUAGGCUUCCUUAUCCUUGAAAAUAUUGGUUUUAAUAUUUUUGGUUUGGGCCAUUGGGCCUUUUUUUUGUCAGUAUACCCCUCGAUUUCAAUUUUUAAAAAUGGUAAAACGAACCUCAAGAGAAUCAUAUAAAUAAAAAAAAGGUUGUUGUGUUACCUAACUAUUACUAAGGGGUAUUAGAACACAUCUCUUAAAUAAAUGUGUUUUAUUAAUUUUUUCAUUUUAAGAAUUUUAACUAUAGUAACAUCUAUGGUGUUACGGGUCAAUUUCGACCCAUAUAUCUUUACUUCAAGAAAAAGGCUGAAAAGUAUUUUUUUCAGCAACAGAAAUCCAACAUCAAACAAACAACCAAUCAAGCAAAUGAAACCAAGAGAAAUAGAUUACUAGUUCCAAAACUAAUAAAAAAACUAAAUCAGAGUGGCAAAAAGUGACACUUUUAGUGUCCGUCUUUUGUUUGUUUUUGUACAGGAUGACAAUGUAAAAUGAGAAUCCACUAAAGCUCUCAUGAUUGGGAGAGGAGCUGGCUGUCAGUGUGUUCAGUUUUGGCUCUUAUCAUUGCUUUAUCAUCUUAUUUUUAUAACUGGGUCAAAACCGACCCUAACAACACCAAGGGCAUGAUUUCUACCAGAGCAUUUUAUAAUUUAGUGAAAAAAAUUAAAAUGUUUUAUUUUGUUGACAAAGAGGUUCCUGACAAAGUCAAAAAGCUUUGAUGCAAAAAAAUAAAUGUAUGUGGUGUUUUUAUGCAUUUAAAAACUAAAACGGGUCGGUGCCGACACUAACACAAGACGAAGGUUAAUUGAACGGUUUAAAAGAGGAGAAAACACACAAAAAAUGAAAAUUAAAUUUUGAAGCAUAGUUUAUCUUCAAUUUCCACUUUUUAAAUUCAAAAUUCAACCGAAAAAAAUGAAGAGAAAAACUAGCUAAUUCGAAUCUUUUUGAAAAAAUUAAAAAAAUUAUUUAUGGAACAUCAUUAGUAAUUUUUCCCGAUUAAGAUUAAUUUUAGAAUUUUGAUAUGUUUUAAAUAGGUUAAAAUCCAAUCUGCACUUUGUUAGAAUAUAUAACAAAUUGGACCAAGCUAUAUUUCUAACAAACACAAAUCAUUAUGUCUUCUAUAUUUUACAGAACACAUAUUUUAAAAAGAACUUCAAUAGACUUUGAAAUAAGAUUUAUAUUUGAUUCUACAGAUUUUCUAGAUUUGCCAGAAUAUUUUUUUGCAUUUUAAUCAUAAUAAGUUUGAAGAAAUAUUUCACAAAAAUUUUUCGUCGAAAAAACAGAAGCUAAAAUGAAGAAUUAAAUCAAAAUGUAUUUAUUAUUCUUUACAAUAAAAGAAAAAAAUACUUGAAUAUUGAUUUAAAUUGUCAGGAAUGAAGAGGAAGAAAUUUAAAAGGUUAAAAGGUAUAUGUGUUUAAAAAUCCUAAAAUCAUUUUUAAGGUUGUAUUUUUUCUCUAAAAUUGUCUUUCUGAAAGCUAUAAGAAGCUAAGUAAAAAAAUAAAUGAAUUUAUUCAAACAAGUUAAGACCAAGUCUUUAAAACAUUUUCUUGGAUUUUCAAGUUCUAUUUGAGUUUUGUCACUCUUAGAAUUAAAAAUGCCGAGCAAAGCAAGACCAGCUUGCUAGUAAAUAAAUAAAAUUUAAAAAAUAGAGGCAGCUCACUGGUAAGUGCUGCUAUUUGAGCUAUUUUUAGAACAGGCCAGCGGACGACUCAUCUGGUCCUUACGGGCACCGCGUUGGUGACCCCUGGUUUAAGCCCUAUUUAAAAAAAACAAAAACAUAAUGAUGCAAAUAUAAAUAUUUUAUGAAAACAUGUAAACCCUGCGUUGCCGUCACAUUUUCUAAAGGUGGAAUGGCAAUCAUGAGAAUAUUGACGGACAUAAGUUUUUAUUCAAUAGCUUAACAAAUUGUCCAAACGUAUGACUGCCUGUUAAAAUAUUUCCCAUUUCAAAACCUAAUCCCCACCAACCUAGGACAGGAAUAAUGUAUGUAAACAUUUUGGGCAGCAAUGCCACACUGCAAAAAGUUAGUGUUCAAAAACAAAAAUGAGGGGUAUUUUAUUGAAACGAAGCAAACAUUUCUGCCCAAACAAUAAGAACAUUUGGCUUGUCAAAAUGCCCCAAAACAAGCAAAAUUAAUUAACCUCAAUGAACUCUAAAAUAUGUUAAAAUAAUUAUAUUCUCACUAAUAACAAGUGUACUACUAUAUGAGUACCUAUUUUCUAGGGGUGUGGGAAAAAUUGAUUCGAAUUUGAAUCGAUUCUCAUUUUUAAAAAAAUCUUUCUUUUUUAUUUUUAUUGUUAUAUCAAUCCAUCAAAACAAUACACAGCAAUACCAUAACAAUGCAAUCCAAUUCCAAAAGCAAACCUGACCCAGCAACACUCAGAACUGCAAUAAACAGAGCAAUUGAGAGGAGACACAAACACCACACAGAACAAACCAAAAGUAGUGAAACAAAAAUGAAUAUUAUCAACAACAGUAUCAAUAUUAGUUAUAAUUUCAAGCAUAGCAGUGAUUAAAAAUCCCCUCAUUGACAUUAUCAUUAGACAUUUAUAAAAUAAAAGAACAAAAGUGUCACAGUGGGUUACACUUGCAUGGCAUCUCAUAAGCUUGACAACACACUGUGUCCAAUAUUUUCACAAAGAUAAAAUAAGUCAUAUUUUUGGUUCGUUUAAUAGUUAAAACAAAUUUACAUUAUUGCAAUCAGUUGAUAAAACAUUGUCCUUUACAAUUAUAAAUGUUUUUUGUUUUUUUUAAAAUAUAUUACUCUGCUAGCAUGUCAUCAGACUGGGGUAGAUCUUGCUGAAAUCCUAAUACAGAAUCCUUUUAAAUCGGGAAAAAAAUCGUUUUUGUAUCGAGAAUCGUGUUGAAUUGAAAAAAAAAAUUGAUUUUGAACCGAAUUGUGACCCCAAGAAUUGAUAUUGACUCGAAUCGUGGGACACCCAAAGAUUCGCAGCCCUACUAUUUUCUAUUGUUUCAUUGAAAAUAAAACAGCAAAGUCCA
This is a messenger RNA of Nerophis ophidion (straightnose pipefish), 6105 nucleotides long. It is a transcript of the gene tsr1, whose product is annotated as TSR1 ribosome maturation factor. Gene Ontology annotation, biological process: endonucleolytic cleavage of tricistronic rRNA transcript (SSU-rRNA, 5.8S rRNA, LSU-rRNA); maturation of SSU-rRNA from tricistronic rRNA transcript (SSU-rRNA, 5.8S rRNA, LSU-rRNA); ribosome biogenesis. The transcript has 15 exons. Gene Ontology annotation, molecular function: U3 snoRNA binding; GTPase activity; GTP binding. Bases 58 to 2568 code for a protein of 836 amino acids. The record is from RefSeq and is a predicted model, not a curated record. Lineage: Eukaryota; Metazoa; Chordata; Actinopteri; Syngnathiformes; Syngnathidae. Gene Ontology annotation, cellular component: preribosome, small subunit precursor; nucleus.